AUGUCUCAAGAAGUAUAUGAGGCCGCAUUGGACUUGCUGCGCAGGUUGGAUGCUAAAAAUAUUUCCAAGCAUCUUACGAAUAUUUGUAAGUUGAACCCUGAUCUUGCGGAGGAUUUGUUAUCAUCUGUUGAUGUCCCCCUUACUACGAAACAAUGUGCGGAAUCAGGGAAACAGUACUUGGCCUGUGAUUACAACAGAGACGGUGACUCAUAUCGUUCUCCUUGGUCAAACAAGUACUAUCCUGCUUUAGAGGAUGAAGAAGAUGCACCUUUCCCUUCAAAAACUCUAAGGGAAGCAGAAAUCUUCGCCAACAGCUCGUUUGACGUAUACAGAGAUUUGUACUUUGAGGGCGGUAUUUCAUCCGUUUAUUUGUGGGAUAUUGAUGAAGACGGAAACGAUGUGUCUAAGGACGGUAAGAUUGGAUUUGCUGGAGUGGUGUUGAUCAAGAAAGAAGUUGACGCUGGAAAGUCUGGAUCUUGGGAUUCAAUUCAUGUUUUUGAGGUGCAACCCAACGAGUCUGGUCCUUAUGCUACUUACAGAAUUACCUCAACCAUCAUUUUAGACCUUUCCGCUGGAAAAAGCGAAGAUCAACUCUUGGAAUUGUCAGGUAAUCUGACGCGACAAACUGAAAAGGAUCUAAAGUAUCAGGAUCUUUCCUCACACAUUUCAAAUGUCGGUAGUAUGGUAGAAGACAUUGAAUCCAAGCAAAGGAACAUGCUGCAGGAGGUUUAUUUUGGUAAGACGAAAGAUGUAAUUGGAGAUUUGCGGACCACAAAAGGCAUAUCCAGUCUUAAAGAAGAAUCAGAGAAGCAAAGUGAAUUGAUCCAAGGCAUGCGUAACUUAUAG
Messenger RNA from Komagataella phaffii GS115, 846 nucleotides. RefSeq names its product Beta subunit of the capping protein (CP) heterodimer (Cap1p and Cap2p). Gene Ontology annotation, molecular function: actin filament binding. Lineage: Eukaryota; Fungi; Ascomycota; Pichiomycetes; Pichiales; Pichiaceae. The record is from RefSeq and is a predicted model, not a curated record. The coding region runs from base 1 to 846 and encodes 281 amino acids. Gene Ontology annotation, biological process: actin cytoskeleton organization; barbed-end actin filament capping; cell morphogenesis. The transcript has a single exon. Gene Ontology annotation, cellular component: F-actin capping protein complex; cytoplasm; actin cortical patch.